Cicer arietinum (chickpea) is the source of this 1797-nucleotide messenger RNA. RefSeq lists its product as uncharacterized. Gene Ontology annotation, molecular function: nucleic acid binding; zinc ion binding. The record is from RefSeq and is a predicted model, not a curated record. Lineage: Eukaryota; Viridiplantae; Streptophyta; Magnoliopsida; Fabales; Fabaceae.
AUGGAAGAUUAUAAGUGGAUUUUAGGAACCCUUUUCACUUGUAAAGAAGAAUUUAAGGAGGCUACGACAAUAUAUGCCAUUCAUAAUGGGAGGGAUUUGAAGUUUAUAAAAAAUGACAAACUAAGAGUGAGAGUUAAAUGCAAGGAAGGUUGUGAGUGGUUUGCCUAUUGUGCAAAGUUACCUGAUGAAGAUACAUGGCAACUUAGGAAACUAGUCGACACACAUUCAUGUAAUAGAGAGUAUAAGGUCAAAUUUAUGAGAUCAAAUUGGCUCGGGAAAAGAUUGUACUCAAUAGUUAAAGAGAAUUCGAACAUAAAAAUUACAGAUAUUUCUAACAAGGUUCAUAAAAAGUGGAAUGUUGGAGUAAGUAAGAUAAAUGCAUUCAGGGCACGAAGGGUUGCAAUUGAUAUGGUUGAUGGAUCAUUCAGAGAGGAAUAUCUAAGAUUGUAUGAUUACUGUCAUGAGUUAUUAAGAUUAAAUCCAAAGAGUACUGUUAAGUUAGAAGUCCAAGCUACAAAUUCAGAGGUAACUGAUUAUGUGGACAGAUCCCUUUUACCAAGUUUUCAACGACUAUAUAUGUGCCUUAAUGGAUGUAAAGAGAGUUUCCUGAUUUGUAGACCAAUAAUUGGUCUUGAUGGUUGUUUCCUUAAAGGGUAUUAUGGGGGUACGAUUCUUGCUACUGUGGGUAGAGACCCAAAUGACCAAAUGCUUCCAAUUGUUGUGGCUGGAUUGUUUCCUGCAAUGGAUGAGUUGCUUCCUGGGGUUGAACAAAGGUUUUGUGUAAGACACCUCUAUAACAACUUCAGAAAAAUGUACCUAGGGAAGAAACUUAAAGAAUUGAUGUGGAAGGCAACCAAGUCAACAUAUCCUCCACAAUGGGAAAGAGAAAUGAAAGAGUUGAGGAAGGUUAACGAAGAGGCCUACAAAUAUUUGGUGAAGAUUCCACCAAGGUUUUGGUCAAAGUCAAGAUUCAGUUUCAAUUCUAAAUGUGAUGUGCUUGUCAAUAAUAUGUCAGAGACAUUCAAUAGUGUCAUAAUUGGACCUAGAGGGAAAACCAUAGUGACAAUGCUUAAAGACAUCAAAUUGUACUUAAUGGAAAGGUAUGUUGGUGAAAAUAUAUUUGGAGUUAGUAACAUCAACCACACAGGAGACAAGUUUGUGGUAUCGCUGGAAAAUAGAGAAUGUUCAUGUAGGAAGUGGAUGCUCAUUGGAAUUCCCUACUGCCAUGCAGUUUGUUGCUGCAACUUCAUAAAAAAAGAUCCAGAAGACUUGAUUUCAACAUAUUAUAGGCGAGAGACAUAUGCGGCAUGUUACCGACCUAUUAUUUACCCAAAAAAUGGACAAAAUGUAUGGGCUCAAACUCCAUAUCCUUAUGUCUUACCACCACCAUCAAGAAGGCUUCCAAGAAGGCCCAAAAGGUCAACGAACAAAGAUGGCGAUGACAAAAAUAGAGACUCGACAAUGAUUAGUAGGAAAGGGAUGUCAAGUAAGUGCACCAACUGUAAACAACCUGGUCAUAACAAGGCAUCAUGUCCAAGCCAAACCCAAGAAAGCCAGACUCAAACUGAAGUUUGUCAAGCCCAAACUAAAGCUGUUCAAGCCCAAAGUCAAGUUGUCCAGACCCAAGCCCAAGCCCAAUCACAACCUAUCAAAACCAGAGGAAGACCCAAGAAAACCAACCCACACAACCUGUCAAACGCAGAGAAAGACCCAGGAAACUACAAUCUGCACAAGGAAUGCAGAAAUGCAAAGCCUCAUGAAUCUGUAACAGGAAUGCAAAGCUUGUUGAAUUUGUAA